Molecule: messenger RNA, 1108 nt
Organism: Paramecium pentaurelia
Lineage: Eukaryota; Ciliophora; Oligohymenophorea; Peniculida; Parameciidae
Source: the annotation of a GenBank genome assembly
AUGGCAACUAAUACAAAUGGAAUAGUGACAUGUUGCCAAGAUUUUGGAGUAUAUUGCAUUACGUAAUUAUAUAUAAAAUAUCAUAAAGCUUGUGUGUUUCUGAAGUUAUAGCAUUGGGUGUCUUAGCUGUUGGAAUAUGUUAAUUGAUAAGAAGAAAGAAAUAAUUUAGAUAGGCUAAAAAAAGAAAAAAUAUUAUCUACAUUUUAAUUAUCUUGUGCUUAAUUUGUAAAAUACAAUAUAAAAAUAGGUAAUAUUUUGUUUAAUGUGGCAUAAAAAACAUUAUUGGUUUUUUACUUUUUUUAGUUAUAUGUCUAUUAUGCAUUUUUGACCUAUAUUGUAUUUUAUUUUGCUAGGAAAACUGUGAAGAUUAAAACUUUUCAGCCUCAUAAAAUGUUGUAAUUGAAAAUCUAUUGCAUUUGCUUGAUUUCAUUAUUCACAAUAUUUUUGAUAUGGAAUUUGUAUGAUUAUGUCUCCAAUUUAUCUAAAUCAUAUUGGCUUUGUCAAAGUAUAUGUAAUCAAAUAAAUUUGAGAAUAGAUAUUUCAUAUUAUAAGAAUGAUUGGUUUUAUAGUGGAUUUAGUUUUAAUAGCUGUUGCUCAUUCUUUAAAUAUGAGUAUUAAAAAGAGUCUAGCAUUAAAAUCAACAAUGUUAAGUCAUUUUGUCAAUUUUGAAGAAAAUAGUAGAAAAAUUAAUAGAUAAAGAAUAAACUUUUGGUAUGAUUAUGUGUUAUAAGGGUCCUUGUUUGUGUGACAUUUUUGGGUUAAUUGUUAUACUUCAUUGAGGAUAUUUACUUUUUAGCUCAAGGGCCUACUGAAACUUGUACUAUUUAUUUAGAUGUAUUAAUAACAUUCUACUUAGAUUAUUUAAAGCGAAGCAUAAAUAUUUCAAUAUUGUUUGCUAUUAUUAAUUGUAUUAAUUUAAGUUUAACUCCCAUUUUCUAUUACAAUAUACGUUUUUUGGUUUUAGGAACCAUAAACAAAACAAGAUUCAAAAGUAUUCUAUAAUAUAUUUUAGUCAAUUGAAUUUGAAGAAGAUUACUUUAAAACAAUUAAAUUAUAAGUAAAAACAGAUUCAAAUUCAUCAGAAUAGAUAACAACAUUAAAAGAAUGA